This is a messenger RNA of Ooceraea biroi (clonal raider ant), 4143 nucleotides long. RefSeq lists its product as uncharacterized. Lineage: Eukaryota; Metazoa; Arthropoda; Insecta; Hymenoptera; Formicidae. The record is from RefSeq and is a predicted model, not a curated record.
AAACAUAUGUGUAUUUGUUAUCUGUAUUAUUGAUGUUUACAAUUAUAUAAAAUUUAAUAACUAAUUAUUAUAUAGAUGCUGCUUUAUCGUGUUAUGGACAGCAUACCGAUGUAUAUUUUGAAAACCGCCAAUUUGCGCACGGAUCUCGAUUAUCAAAAUCUAAUCCAUUAUUUGUAACGAGAAAAAGUCAUGGCGUUGGUAUCAAAUAUUCGGGACAAUUUCGUCAAAAUGGACUGCGACUUAUAUCUAAAGGAAGUAAAACGAUUUUUAAACAACGCAGUAGAACCAAUUCUAGCGUAAUUUCGUUGAAGAAGAAAUCAUCGAUGGAUAAGAAAUUAGAAAAUAUUGCAGAAACAGCAUGCCAUUAUUCUAUAUGUCAAAAUGCCAAAUUUAAUAAUGGCCUUAUUAGUAAGCGACAUAUGUCUCAAAGCGUCAUAACAAAACACGCUGCAAAGAAUGCAAGUCGUAAUAGCAGCUCUAUGCCAUUUAUUGAAAAACAUCCCCGAUCGUACGCAGAAAUUAUAGCAGAUUACAGUAAAACCCUGUAUAAGGAAUCUACAAGUAUAGAAAAUGACAGUAUUUAUUUUAACAACAUAAUGUGGCAAAGCCCGUUCAGUACUUCGAUAUCACCGUUGAACAAAAAACUCGUAAGCAGUGCUGAACAUGACGUAAUCCCAACUGAAAGGCGAGAAAAUCAUUCAAUUUUUCUCGCUAAUGGUUUCAACUCGACCAAUCGACGCCACCGGAAGAACAUUAACAUUACCGAAUGUCAUAAUUUUCAGCAUCACGAUACAUGCGCUAGUGAGGUAAUGAAUAGAAAUACCAAUCAGGAACACGUUAUUACGAACGAUUUCAAGACCGAGGAUCAAUCUUACGUAAAAUUAGUUGCCGACUGCAACAAAUCUACUCACAUUUCUCUCGCAAGUACUUCGAAUCCUGGUCUGAUACCAAGUAGGAAUGUGUUGGUAAGAAAUUCCCUCGAACUCUUCGGUACUCCGACACGGAAAGCCAGUAGUGCAAAUAUGCGAGAAAUGUUGCAAAAGACAAUCCCCCCUAUCGCCACAAUACCACUCGGAAGAAAUAUCAAAGAACAGACGUCUGACUCGAUGGAGAAUGACUGGUUGAGGGAAAUAGAAAGCGUGAUAAGUGACUUGAGGACUGCCUCCGAGAGAAAAACCGCGAGAGCUGUCAACGUCUCGAAGUUGAGAGAAAGCAACGUCUUGCAAUCCGCGGACGCGUCCAGCAAUGCGCUGGACAGAAUUCAAAAGUUGGCCGAGCUCAUCAAAGAGCACAAACAAAAGGAAAAGGACGCGGAGAAGAAACUGGGCGAAUCCAAGUAUUUCAGCAACACGACGAAGAGUUUGUCCUCGAGGAAGAAUUCAACGCAGGUGCCAACUGUCAGCGGAACUGCCGGUACAUUGAAGCAACCGCAGGUCGAAUUGCGCAUGGUACCCUCCGAGAAAGAGUCCGUCGUGUCUAUCAACGUGGAUUCCGCGUCGAUCGGACUGUCGGAUCCUGUAAAUUCUGCCUCGAAACAACUCUCUGUCAUUGUGCAGUCGGAUCGAAAGGGAGAUCGACAGCCGAGCGAGGCUCAGUGGAACACUCCGACGCUCCGUAGCAGUACCAAAAGUGCAUCACAGCGCAACGAUUUCGGACCUAUGUGCAUUUCGAUUAGCGAGGACUCCGCGCCGGUCAAACAGAUUGAGUUUUCAAUCAACGGCAAACCGGUUUCGGAGCUGAAGAGCAUCACCGCGAGGACGGAACGAUUGGACGUGGUAAGCUCAGUGGACAAAAUCGAGAUCAGAAUACCGUUCUCCAAGGAUGACGCGUCAAGCAAGACCAGAGGGGGCGAUCUAUCGAAGCAAAUCGACUCGAGCGGAGGGCAGAUAUUGAACGUGCAGAUCGCCGCCAAUUUUCAGAACGAGGCCGGGAAGGGUAGCGGCGAGCAGCAACCGGUGGGAACAAUAAAUACAAUACCGACAUCGUCGCAAAUUCCUAGGACUCACUAUGCGUUUAACGAUCCUGUUCGCGUGGAAACUUUGAGCAGCGAUGGCGCCCAACAGCAUGGGUCUUCUACUUGGUCGAAUAUCAGAUCUGACAAUACGACUGGAGGAGAUAUUAACGAGCAUGAAACUUCGGACAACGUUAAUCUCAAAAUCCAACGCGCAACAUCGAAAAAGUUGUCAGCUGACAAAACGAUGGCGGACGUUCCAUUAAUCAAGAAAGCAACUGAUACCAAAGUUGGAAGAUGGAAUACGAAGAACAUGGCGAAUACUGUAUCAUCGGAGACGAAUAAGUACGAUAAAACUGAAUCUUCUGAUCCUCGCGUGCCAUCGAAAGUGAUCCCCUGGUGGUCUUCUUCGGAUUCCUUCAAUAAGAUAAGGAAGAAGGACGAUGACCGCAAACCGGUCUCACCAACAUUAAAUCGAAAUAAGAAAAAAGCAAUGUCAAAUUUGAAUCAAGAUCUUGCUACUGAAUCCUUUCCCUCGAAAUUGAAAGAAACAUCGACUCCAAAGUUGCAGACGAUAAAUGUGGAUUCGAUGCAUAACGCAAUUACAAAUAAUUCUAACGUUUUGAUUUCUUAUAUGGAUUCUGUGGAGCAACACGAAACAUCUAAAGCCUCUGAUCGCUAUCUCUAUCCAUUUAGAUUAAAACCGAAUCGGGGAAAUCCCAGUGAUAUUCCUAAAAUGACAAGAACUGACUUGAAAAUUGAAGAUAGUCAAACAUCAGGCACACAAGAAAACAAUAAAAACUUUUCUCAAGUUAAGCAAACAAACCCAGUUACAUUAUCUACAUUGGACAAAACGAAUAAACAAGAUGAACAUGAUAUAAAUAUCAAAGAGAAGAUAUCCAUCUCGCCAGAAAACGUCAAGACAUCAAGUAAGCAAAAUUUAAAAACUCAAGAACAGCACUCGCUAGAGCAAACAAAUUCAAUCAGUGGUGAACCCAUCAAAUCAAAAAUUGAAAAUAUUGUAGAUGUUAUAAAGCCAAUUAAAAAGAGGGAAGACGGCACUUUGAUCGAUUAUGGUUUAAAGGUAUCAUCGAGAAAACCAAUAGUAAAAUUAAGUAGCAAAAUGGAAGAAAAUGAAAAUUCGAUAAUCAGAAAGAAAAAAAAUUUGUUAUCGGAUAAAUACAACGAAACACGACAAAAUAUGAAACACGAUAUAAGUGUAAUGAAAGCGAUAUCAAAAAGAGAGCAGAUGGAUAAAAGAAUGUCGACAAAGCAGACAGAAAUGGAUGAAAUAAAAAAAGUAGAAAUAAAAAAGAAUAUGUUGAAGAAAAAAGAAGAUUUAACAGUAAAAACUAUUGCUGGUAUAAAAAUAUCAGAGUCCAAAAAAUCUAAUCUUUCAUCAAGCAUAAAGAAUUCUUCAGAAACGGUACCAAAAUCAAAACAAUUACAAACGUCAAUAAAAGUACCAUCAGAAGAACCAAAGCAAGAUAGACAAAAAUAUUUGUCAAGCAUCAAGAAUAUUCCAAGAAAGACUAAGAUUAGCGAAGAAUUGGAAAAAUUAAAUAAUUUGCUAUCUCUACAAUCAAAGGAUAAUCAUCAUUCAUCUAAAGGGAGAGAAAUUUCGAAUAAAAAAAUAGUAGAAGUAUCAACAAAGUCUAAUAUAAGUACAAAUAAAACUGUAAAUACAGAUAAACCAUCCGCUACGCAAACAAAACCAAGUCCUACUUCAAAACCUUCACAAUCAAAAGAUUGUGCAAUACCGAAGGAUUCAAAUAAAAAUGCGGAAGCAAUGCCAACUACGAAUAGGAAGUACGAUGUAAUAGAAGAUACGAUAGCCAAGACCAUAACGCAAAAUCUCAAGAUCAAAAGCUCAUUGUCGAAGGAUAGCGGAAAUAAUCACUUGCAUAAGUCGAAGUCGAAUAGAGAUAGAAAGAAUUCUUCAGAAUCAGAUAAUUCUCCAAAGAAAGAUAGUUCAACUGGCUCUAAGUCAUCCGGUUCAAAGAUGUGUACGGCCAAGGUAAUGUCAAAUAACAUUUAUACAUGUACGGGACAAUGUGAUUGUUUAUAUAAUAACGUAUCCAAACUUUGAUAGGAACAAUCGAUUGCAUUUUGUCCCAAGCACCACCAAAUAUCCAAAAUUUCGCAAAAUCCGAAUAAAGCUGACGGUAUAUCGGAGCAUGUGCCAAAUUUAA